AUGAUGGAGACAACUCCAUUUCCGGGCUGUGCUGCCCAGCCCAACGUCAACGAUCCAUACAACUUGGGCAAUGUCCACCACGGUCACGUAGGUCACUCGGCUAACUACCUGGCCUUAGAGCAACCAACAUACGCCACACUAUCUGCUUCGUCCCAUGGCUCCCCUCAGAAACUCACUGGGUACUCCAUGGCAUUUUCCGUAUUUGGAAACGAGCAGGGAAUGGGGCAAACAUUGCCACCCUUGUCUACACCGAUGUCGAUGUCGUACCCGAGCACAUCAAGUGCACAAAACUCGACGAUCUCCUCAUCCGCGCAGAUGACAUCACUUUCAUUCGAGCCAGUCUACUACAACUCUAUUCCUUCUACAACGCCAUCACCCAAUACGCCUCAAGAUGGAUACGAGUGUGUUCCAGUUAACAACUUGGAGACAUUGAAAGAAGGAGACAACAACGCUAACACACUUCCAGCUUCACAGAAUGUAACGGCGAGCUCUGAAUGCUUACCCGCUCUUUACUACAGCGCAGGACAAGCUAACAGUACGACUCAGCAUGGCGUGUGCAAAGUCGAAAACGACGUACUUGUCGGCGGACAAAAUGUUGACCAGACAUCUAGUAUAGCUGCAGGUGUGCCGAUUUCUGCCAGUCAGCCGAUAACACCCAACAAAAUUCUCCCGACAUCUCAACAUCAAAUGGACCUUGGUCAGCCUAACUACAUUACCCAAGAUAUGAAUCCCGGCUUCCUAUUCUUCCCUUCAAUGACAAACAACGGAAUGGAAGGUGCCUCUUACGAUGCCGUCCGCGAUCCCCCUCAAAUACAACCCGUGCAGAAAAAUCAAUCUCCUCAGGGUGCGGAAGAGGUGGACACCAAAGCCGUCGCCGCAAAAAUCACUGCCGAGCUGAAACGAUACUCAAUACCGCAAGCAAUUUUCGCUCAGCGAGUACUUUGCCGCUCACAAGGAACUCUUUCCGAUCUCCUACGCAACCCAAAGCCUUGGAGCAAGUUGAAAAGCGGCCGCGAAACCUUCCGAAGAAUGAAAAAAUGGCUUCAAGAGCCUGAAUAUCAGCGAAUGGCGGCGUUGCGUAUAGCAGCCUGCAAACGUAAAGAAAGUGGCGACCACAAACGGCCACCGGUAAAUAAAAAACCGCGGCUUGUAUUCACUGAUCGUCAAAGGCGCAUGCUUCAUUCAAUUUUCAAGGAAAACCGUCGCCCAACGAAAGAACAGCAACUGUCUAUUUCCUCUCAGCUUGGUCUGGAAGUCUCCACCGUUUCCAACUUUUUCAUGAACGCACGCCGACGCAGCAUGGACAAGUGGUCUGAGUCUGAAUUCGCUAAUCACGCCAAGAACGGAAAUGCCCAGUACGCUGGUCUGCCCGGAGCCUCCCCUGAAUCGUCGCCAACGAGUUCCUGUGCAAGUGGAAUGAGUCCUUUCGAUCCGAGCUCACAGGUCACUCACGCGACGUACGCUUCCGCACAUCUCGUGCCAGGUGCCACCUCCCCCGCCGCUUACUCCCUUCAUCCCUUGGUCAAAACGGAGAAUACUUUUCAAUAA
Molecule: messenger RNA, 1548 nt
Organism: Oikopleura dioica
Lineage: Eukaryota; Metazoa; Chordata; Appendicularia; Copelata; Oikopleuridae
Source: the annotation of a GenBank genome assembly